Cygnus atratus (black swan) is the source of this 701-nucleotide messenger RNA. RefSeq names its product dromaiocalcin-1-like. The transcript has 5 exons. The coding region runs from base 102 to 701 and encodes 199 amino acids. Lineage: Eukaryota; Metazoa; Chordata; Aves; Anseriformes; Anatidae. Gene Ontology annotation, molecular function: signaling receptor activity. The record is from RefSeq and is a predicted model, not a curated record.
GAUCUUUCCACUUACAAACUUCCACCAACAUUUAGGUACUAAACUGAACACCUUCUGCUUUUUACAGGUCACAGGUAGUAGGGCUACCAGGCCAUCUGACAAUGUCCUAUCAUUUUUUUUUCCUGCUUUUUGGAGUCUUGAUUCUCUCCAUCUCAGAAGCUGAGCAUCACAAUGACUUGCCCAAAAUUUCUGACAGACAUAAUCCUGCACAUAACAUAAUUCCUAAUCCAUCUCUUCCAGGCUCAUCUGCAAAACUCAUCUGCCAAAAUCCAUGUCAGAAAGGCUGGAUUAGCUACAAAGGACGCUGCUACAAGCUUAUUGAAGAGAGAAUGACCUGGACCAAAGCUGAGGAAACCUGUUCAGCUGAAAGAGCAGGAAGUCACCUAACCAGCAUCACUAGUGAAGAAGAGAAUGAAUUCCUUCGUAGACUUUCUCAGGGACAAAAGGAAACCAAGCUCUGGACAGGUGGAACUUACCAAAAGGGGUCAUUGUUGAAAUGGAGUGAUGGAUCACUGACAACCUUCAUCCAGAGGCCUCUGUCAUCCAUUUUCAGUUCUGUUAGAAGACUAAUUAACAGUCUGUUUAACAUAAAACUUUGCUUGAGCCUCAAUAUUGGAGGAGAGGGUGAAUGGGACGGCUCUAACUGCAGCAAUAAGCUACCAUUCAUCUGCGUUUACAAACCAAACCUGAAGCACCCUUAA